AUGAUGAGAGCUGGGAGCUCCUCAUCGGCAUCUAGAUGCCAGGAAUGCGGGAAUCAGGCGAAGAGAGAUUGCGAGUACAUGAGAUGCAGGACUUGUUGCAAAAGUAGAGGGUUUCAGUGCUCAACCCAUAUCAAUAGCACUUGGAUCCCUCUCUCUCUUCGCCGUCCGAGGGAGUACUACUUUCAUCAUCCCCAUACAACACGCCAUAACCAACCAUUCAAUCUCUCUUCUUCCACUUCACCAGUGUUAGCCAUGCAAACGGGUGAUUUCCCAUCUGAAGUGAACACAACCGCAACAUUUAGAUGUGUUAGAAUGAUGUUGGAAGAUAACUUGGUCGAUCAAUGUGCGUACGAAACUACUGUGGACAUUGGAGGGCACGUCUUUAAGGGACUUCUUUAUGACCAAGGGCCAAUGCAAGAUGAUGAAAAAAAGAAUGAUGAAGAUCAAGAUCAAGAUGGAUGCUUCACUAGUAUUGGUCAUGUUCAUCGUUCCUCGGUCAUCCAGCAGCAGUUUCAACAUGAACAGGAACAUCAACAUCAAUCUUCGACGUCUAACCUCAACAUGACUAGUUCUCUUCCACCAGCAGCCAUCAAUUGUGACAUGGUCUCAUCCUCUCCAUAUCCAUGCCCAUUUUACCCCUUCAUGCCGGGUAUGCUCUACUUCCCCUGCCCCAAAUCCUAA
Impatiens glandulifera is the source of this 681-nucleotide messenger RNA. RefSeq names its product protein SHI RELATED SEQUENCE 3-like. Gene Ontology annotation, molecular function: DNA-binding transcription factor activity; DNA binding. The coding region runs from base 1 to 681 and encodes 226 amino acids. The record is from RefSeq and is a predicted model, not a curated record. The transcript is spliced from 2 exons. Gene Ontology annotation, cellular component: nucleus. Lineage: Eukaryota; Viridiplantae; Streptophyta; Magnoliopsida; Ericales; Balsaminaceae. Gene Ontology annotation, biological process: positive regulation of DNA-templated transcription.